CACGCGUCUUUUGGCACCCAUAUCUCAUGGCCAGUAAUCCCAAAAUCACAUCUCUUGCUUCACGACUCAUAGAGCCAAACCAUCCCGCUGGACGUAGCGGUAAACAUGCGGAUGACCUGGACUUGGACGACGAUGACGCCAUUUUCGCAGAGCUAGAGGCGGAAAUCGAGAACGAUGAUAAUUCAGCAAUCCGAGAGCAGGGCUUAGCUGUUUUGAAGCGAGAGAUGGAGAAAAUACAACAUAUGAAAGAGAAUCACUACGGAAAAUAUACUGAGAUUAUGGACGAGAAGGAAGUUGUGAGGAUAACUGCACACGAACCAAGGGUUGUGAUACAUUUUUACCACACGAAUUUCAAGAGAUGCGAGAUAAUGGACAAACAUCUUGCUAAACUUGCACCGAUAUACUUCAACACCCGCUUCAGUAGGGUUUUCGUGGAGAACGUCCCUUGGUUGGUCGAGAGACUUUCGAUAAAAGUGUUACCAUGCGUGGUAUGUUUUGUGAAGGGCGUUACGAAGGAUAGAUUGGUGGGUUUCGACGAGCUUGGGAACAACGAUGGAUUCACAACUCCUACGCUGGAGAUGCGAUUGGCCGUCAGCGGUGUGAUACAGAAAUCAAACAACGCAGCUAAAAAUUUGAUGUACAAAGUCGCAUCACAAGAUGACGACGAUUUCGACUUGUGAUUCAUGGUUCAAAGCUCUAUCUAGCUGCUGGUAGACAACCUAGCUUUUCCUCUCUAGUUGCUGAAUAGCGCUUAGCGGUAUACACUUUCAAUAGACAUCUCUGUAAAAGGAAAAACCGACGGUCGCGUUACAGCGCGUUACAGUGCGUUACCAGGUACUGUAACAUUAAAA
Marasmius oreades (fairy-ring Marasmius) is the source of this 851-nucleotide messenger RNA. RefSeq lists its product as uncharacterized. The transcript is spliced from 7 exons. The coding region runs from base 27 to 680 and encodes 217 amino acids. The record is from RefSeq and is a predicted model, not a curated record. NCBI's taxonomy places the organism in Eukaryota, Fungi, Basidiomycota, Agaricomycetes, Agaricales, Marasmiaceae. Gene Ontology annotation, cellular component: cytoplasm.